Molecule: messenger RNA, 1071 nt
Organism: Olea europaea var. sylvestris
Lineage: Eukaryota; Viridiplantae; Streptophyta; Magnoliopsida; Lamiales; Oleaceae
Product: reticulon-like protein B2
Exons: 5
Coding region: 129-884 (251 amino acids)
Source: RefSeq, a predicted model, not a curated record
AAGAAACUGGAUCACAACUCUCCAGAUUCAGCCACUCCAUAAUUGAACAAUAAACAUCUCAAAUAAGCACACAUCACCUUCACAGUGACUAUAAUUCUGUGAUUUUUUCAGGGAUUUGAUCAUCUACGAUGGCUGAUCAUCAAAAGGAGGAGGAUAAAAGGGAGGAAUCAUUGAUGGAGAAAUUAGCUGACAAAAAUCACGACAAUGAUUCAUCGUCAUCAGAUGAUGAGGACGAGAAGAAAUCGUCUAUUAAGUCGAAGGUUUAUCGCCUCUUCGGCAGAGAGAAACCUGUCCAUAAAGCCCUCGGCGGUGGCAAACUGGCUGAUGUGUUCCUAUGGAGAGACAAGAAGGUUUCGGCAGGAGUGCUUGGUGGGGCUACUGCUAUAUGGGUUCUAUUUGAUGUUCUCGAAUACAAUUUGCUCACUUUAGUGUGUCAUGGUUUGAUACUUGCUCUAGCAAUACUGUUCCUGUGGUCAAAUGCUUCCACCUUCAUCAAUAAGUCCCCACCUCGUAUCCCAGACGUAAAUAUCCCAGAGAAGCCUGUUUUGAAGUUUGCAUCUGCUUUGAGGAUCGAGAUAAACCGUGUGUUUUCGACACUGAGGGAAAUUGCAUCAGGAAGGGAUUUGAAGAAGUUUCUCUCCGUGAUUGCGGGUUUGGGGGUUUUGUCGAUUAUUGGGAGUUGCUGCGAUUUCUUGACGCUGGUGUACACAAUUACAGUGUUGCUGUGCACGGUUCCUGUCUUGUAUGAGAAAUACGAGGACAAGGUGGACUCUUUUGCUGAGAAGGCAAUGGUCAAGCUCAAGAAAAUGUACGCGGUGUUGGAUGAUAGAGUUUUAAGUAAGAUCCCGAGAGGACGACCAUCAAAAGACAAAAAAAGGUCUUGAGCAUAUGAUCUUGGAGGUUUAAAUUCGACCCUUAUGUAAUUAUCUCCUUGGCUUACGGGUUUAUCAUCGAACGAAUUUGGAAUGUAUAGCUCAUUGUUUGUGUUCUUGUGGAUUCAGUUUGAGUGAUUGUAUGUUUAUGUGGUUAUAUAUAAUUUGAUGCUCGAGUUAUUUUCUCAUAUUUAAUUCA